Messenger RNA from Clonostachys byssicola, 1218 nucleotides. Lineage: Eukaryota; Fungi; Ascomycota; Sordariomycetes; Hypocreales; Bionectriaceae. The record is from the annotation of a GenBank genome assembly.
AUGGACGCUGACGACGCCAGUGACUGUAGCUAUGGAAGCAUGGAGGCGACCCAAUCCGAGGUGGAGGAAAAUGUCCGCCGCCUCAACAACAACACCAACCUCUCCCCUAGGGUAAUGAAAAUGGCCCAGUACGUGAAAGAUCUGUAUGCUUCGGGCGCCCGUCUCUGGACGAAGGAGAUGUUUCACAAUAUCGAGGCAGAUCUAGCGAAGGAUCCCUAUCCUGAGGAGGUCAAGAUUCGGAGCAUGAACGAUAUUGAGUCUUCCGUAAUAGUCCCAACUGGGGUCAAUUCUCAAAUCACCAAAGACCAUCCGGCGUACCAUACAAAGGGCUACAUUUACGGCCCCUGGCACCCAGUUGUCAGUUUCAAGACCUAUCAGGAUCUUUUGAACCACACGAAGAAUAAAUACACCGGCUCCUCGGAUGAGAAAGAAUCCGAAAAUGAUGAGCCAUUAGCCGAGAAGGAUCAGGUCGCGAUUACCCGAGCGCUUGGUUUGUAUGAAAGUAGAACAAGUCCUCGUUGCAAGGACAUCAUCGAGUACUCGUCUCUCAAGGAAAUCUGGGACGAAAAUUGGGGCAAUUGGACGAAGAGCAAAGUCUGCAAAGAGCUGACCGAUACGAUCGCGGGACUGCCCACUGUUGCCACCACUAUCGACAAAGUAGUCUGCUUCGGAUUAGGGUCAUUUUCAAAUUGGGAUGAUACCGUAAAGAAGAAAGAUGGCGAAUCAGACGGCACGCCCGUGCGUAGGACCAUGACUCAACAUGCCGCUGCGCUCACGAUGGCAACGGAGUUCGGAAAGCGAGUUGGCAAAGGUCCUUUGAAGGUUUAUACGCAGGACCCAGAAUACACAGAUGCAGACAAGCAGGUGCUGCGAGAUCUCGGGAUCGAGGUUGUGGGAGGCGCUGGGGCACUCGGCUUCACAUACGUGGACAGUGAUGCAUUGGUCUUCUCGAUCGCUCCCAAUAUCCCGGUUAGGCAGAUCGUAGCCGACAUUGCGAGACCAGCAGCGAUGGUUUGGUGCACAGUUCAGCCCGAAGGAGUGGCUUCUCCCAAAUGGAGUGUCGAAAACUUCGGUGGAAAGUGGUAUUCUGUCGCACCUUGGUCAACGGAUCCAGACUCUCCCCGCACUCGGGAAUUGGUUGCUAGCUACGCGGUGUAUAAAUUCCCGCAAGACGAACAAAGAUUUGGCGAUCCUACCAUAUAUGUACGGACCGAUUAG